AUGGGUGUAAGCUGGUUUAAAAAAUUAAUAGGUAAAGACUCAUCUUCAGCAACGACAUUGUCAAUACCUGUAACAACAUAUCCAUCAGUUAUAUAUACAUCCUCAAUAAUAGAACAUAUUGCAAAAAGUGAAUAUGAAAGUUUGAAAAGAAAAAAAGUACCAUUACAAGAAAUUGAAUCAAAUAAUCGUACAUCUUCAUCAAAUCCUGGUUCGACUAUUAGUUUAAUACUCAUUAUUAUACUUAGUCUUGCAGUUAUUGUUUUUAUUUUCUAUCGAAAACGAGCUAAAUUACAAGCGAAUAAAUUUAGUUUUCGACAAACUGAAAGAAAAUUUGGAUCACCAACUAGUCCACCAACAUCACAAAUAGAACAAAAUCCAACUUUUGUUUGA
Messenger RNA from Rotaria sordida, 390 nucleotides. The record is from the annotation of a GenBank genome assembly. Lineage: Eukaryota; Metazoa; Rotifera; Eurotatoria; Philodinida; Philodinidae.